Messenger RNA from Cryptococcus amylolentus CBS 6039, 2790 nucleotides. RefSeq lists its product as hypothetical. The transcript is spliced from 7 exons. The record is from RefSeq and is a predicted model, not a curated record. Lineage: Eukaryota; Fungi; Basidiomycota; Tremellomycetes; Tremellales; Cryptococcaceae. Gene Ontology annotation, biological process: protein import into nucleus; ribosomal large subunit biogenesis. The coding region runs from base 103 to 2298 and encodes 731 amino acids.
CGGCGAUUACGUAACUGUACCUGAGCUUACGUCCUCCACCUUGAUGCCUCCACCAAAAAUUCAGUUGUCUGUCCAUCUGCACAGGCUAUAUCAAAAAACACUAUGGGAAAAGCUCAGACAAAGAAGAAGACCCAAGGAUGGAGGCACAACCCUGUUCGAGUCCCGGAUGCCCAUCUCGGAGCUGGCAAGGGUGAGGGCAAAGCCAAUCCUGCCAAAGCCGAGCAGAUGUUGCCUGUCCUCAAGAAGCUGGGAUCUACGGAGUACGCGGAUAGAAUCUGGGCAUGUGCCGCUAUCUCAAAUCUGAUUCAAAAUGACGCGGCUACCAGACGACUGUUCCAGGGCAACAAUGUCGUCGGCGCUCUGAUCGAGAGACUGACUGACGAUGUUGACGAGGUCGUCGUGGAAGCCUCUGGAGCUCUGAGGAACCUGGCUAUCGAUGGUGGAAGGGAGCUCUGUGGUGAAAUGGCCAACAAGGGCAUCAUCUCGCACCUUGCUGUCCUCAUAGGCAAGAUCUCCAAUACUGUUGAUCAAAUUAUGAGUUCCACUGUCCCCGACACCGACGAAUCAUACCAAGCUCGAAAACAUCUUCUUUCUCUCUCCGAGAAUGUCAUCUCUCUUCUUUGGUGUCUUGCCGAGGCUGGACCCAAGUCCUUGGCCAGUGUGAACGGCUUGAGCUGCGAAAUAAUGCUUGUAAAGAUUUUGGAAGGAAGAGAGAAGCUUGGGUUGGGUGUCUCUGCUGCUGCCGCUCAAACCCUUUUCGCCCUAUCACAGGACAACUUCCCCUUCCGCAAAUCACUCAUUGUCCACCCCACUGCCCUCCCCACUCUCAUCUCUGUCGCUCAAGAAGACCAUCUUCCGGCUGAGAACGCCCAGAAAGAGCGAGAGAAGGCACGAAAAGACAGGAAAAAGUCCAAGGACUCUGCCGCUCAGGGUGCGGAGGAUGACCUUCCCGACGGCCGGGCAUUGCUGAGAAGAGUCCAUGUCUGUGGAGUUCUGAGGAAUAUCAUCCGAGCGGGUUCGAGGGCGGAUGAGAAGGUUGGGAUCAAUGAGUUGACGGGGUCGACAAUCUUGCCUUUGGUGAAUGGACUUUUGGAUGUGAAGCUUGGAGACGUUUGUGAGCGUGUGAGCCAGUUGGUGCAGCAAAUACCUCCUCCGACAGAAACAUUAUCCAACAACUCUCCCCAAACCGACCACAAAACAUCUACCGACGUCGCCCUUGAGCGCAUCGAACGCAACCUCUCAACCGUGGUCGCCGCCCUCGAGGUUCUCACAAACAUCUGCGCUGGUCUUGAAGACGCUGAAGAGGUCGCUGCCGAGAUCGCUGAUGAAGGCGGUGCCGCUGAGGUCGCAGAGGACGACGAGGAUGCCGAUAUGGACGAUGACGAGGUCGACGAUGAGGGGCUCAUCUCUCGUGCUCGUGAGCCUGGAGCGGAAGUAGAGAUGGAGGCCGCCGGGGUCGUCAUCAACCCAGGCGCUACCCUCUCCCACUUGCUGAAGGCGCUCAAUCUGCCCGAACGACUCACUGCCCUCUCGCAACCCUUAGCUUUGUCCUUCCCUCCGGCUACUAGCGAACCUUCCCUGCAUCCCCCCACCACAGCAGUACUCUCCGUCCUCCAUCUCCACGCUCUUGAAGCACUCAACAACCUUCUUUUGACCGCUGUCGCCUCCGUCGACAACGCCGAUGGCUCUAAGGCCGUGGCAUCUAUCAGGGAAAAGGUGCCUGCGCAGGGAUUGUGGGAUUCCAUGUUUGGCAUCGUGCGCGCUGUUGGAGGAGAUCAAGGAAUAUUGAAUAAGAAGGGUCAGGAAAUGAGAAUGGAGAUCAUGCAAAUGGCUCUUGGAGGUCUUUGGGGUGCUGUCAAGGUCAACUCUGAGGUCGUUAAUGUCCAGCAAGAUCAAGUACAAGAUCUGAUGGACAUCAUCCCUCUCCUUCGAGAUGAAUCUUCCAAAUCCCGCGCCAUUGAGAUCCUUUCUUCUCUCGCUUCCCGCUCCUCGACUUCUCCAUCCGAAAACACUUUGAUCUCCUCCCACCUGAUUUCCCUCCUCCCCUCCGCUUCGUCCCCUGAACUCCUCAUCUCCCUCCUCAACGCCAUCAUCGAUAUCUACUCUGACGAGACCCGUUCUUACGACGCCGUCUUUGAACAACAGGCCUUUGCCCAGGUCUUGGCGGGUAUGGUCGGCAAGGUGAGGGCGGAGGUAAAGAAGGUUGAUAAGCGCAAGGAUGCAGAGCUGAGAGUGAGAGGGGAGGAGGUGUACGAGAACCUGGUGGCUUUCAUCAAGUGGAGGAGAAGUCUGAAGUAGAGAGUUGAGUGGACCAUUGUAUGCUGUAGGAUAUGCAUCAUCCAUUAAUGACUUUGCCGGAUGCAGAUGGCAGGUCUUUUACCUAUCAAAGGUUGACGGUGUCGGCUCUACGUCAAACUCGGCAUUCAAAAGAUCCUAAGCCGUCGGCGUUCUGCUCAUCUGCCUUUGAUGAAAAGAUGGUCAUGGAGCCAGCAGAGUGUGAUCACCAAUGUGAACCAUGCUGGUCGACCCUUUGUACGAGACCCCUUGUAUUCUACUGUCCGUGGGAAAAGUGGCAAGAGCGCCAAGGAUUCUCUUAAAAAUCAGAGAAUGUCCUCGUUCAGCGCAUCCUUCCAUGCUCUCGUCGAGGACUCCGAAUCCCAGCAAUUUACAGGGUCAGCAAAGUCGGUCUUUGGGAGCACCUUCGCCGUCAUAGGAUCGCCGAAUAUGGAGUGGUUGCUGAUAUAUAAAUAACCGCAUGAAAGAAAGAAACCGACCACGAGUCGUAUACGA